Darwinula stevensoni is the source of this 747-nucleotide messenger RNA. The record is from the annotation of a GenBank genome assembly. Lineage: Eukaryota; Metazoa; Arthropoda; Ostracoda; Podocopida; Darwinulidae.
AUGCAGGUGCCGUGGGUGCUUUUCUUCUCCGUCUCUCUCGCGUAUCGACGGGUGUCGUAUCAACCGCCGUUACGGACGUCCUACGUCCCCCGCCGAAGUUACGUGCGACCCAUGUACCACUUCUACCGUCCGGUGUACCGACCCGUAUACUACAGAAUGGAGACGCCCACCACCACGACGACUGCAGCCACAAACAGUGAAGCUCCGGUCCUCUCGGUACCAGCUCUCUCCCCUCUUCCUCCUUCGACCGACGCGACGACGCCGUCCACCCCCACCGUCCUCCGCGGCGAAGCCCUGGUCCCCCCCUUACCAGACCUCCCUCCCCUUCACCCCUCCACCUCCACCUCCACCACCACCACCACCACCACGACCGAAGCCCCGAUCGGAGUCCCGGAGGCAGACGUGAACGGCGUGAGCCCCUACUGCCGCUUCUCCCCCAUGCACACUCUGUGUCACCAUCGCGGGAUCGGCUACAAGUGCGGGAGGCUCGUCUUACACGGCGUGACGAAGGAAGAGCAGAGUUUCAUCGUGGAGGAACACAACCGCUUGAGGCGAUGGGUCUCCAGCGGAAGAGAAACCAGAGGUUAUCCCGGUCCUCAACCCAUGGCCGCCAACAUGUUAGAAAUGGUACCGAUUUUUAAUUCAUCCCUGGCACCAAAACGCGUGACGCGUCGGAAUGACGCCACACGUCAGAAAGCGUCUAAGCAGACGUGGACAUUCCGGAAUAAUGGGACUCGUGCGAGCUAA